Molecule: messenger RNA, 1488 nt
Organism: Penicillium salamii
Lineage: Eukaryota; Fungi; Ascomycota; Eurotiomycetes; Eurotiales; Aspergillaceae
Source: the annotation of a GenBank genome assembly
AUGGCAAACUCGCAAAAACACGACCAAGAGGUGGACGAAUCCCAUAGUUAUCAUGACGAAGAGCCCCAAAAGAAUCAGACCGAUCACAAGUUAGUCGAUAAAGAAGUCGCCAAAUAUGCUACCGACACAGCCAUUCACAUUGAUGAGGCAACGAACAAGCGACUGAGGCGGAAUAUUCACAAGCGGAUCUUGGUGGUGAUGAUGGUGACAUACCUCAUUCAGACUCUUGACAAAGGAGCAAUGUCUUUUGCCUCGAUUAUGGGCAUUGUGGAAGAUGCGAAUCUGGCAGGCAAUCAAGAAAACUGGAUCAUCCAGCGUGUUCCCAUUGCAAAAUGGCUUUCGGCAAACAUCUUUCUAUGGGGCGUCUGCAUCACACUCAUUUCGGCCAUGAAGAAUUUCACGGGUCUUGUCAUUCUGCGAGCAUUCAUGGGUGCCUUUGAGGCUGCCUGUCAGCCAACCUUUGUGAUUCUGUCUGCAACAUGGUAUCGUCGCGAAGAGCAAGGAAGUGUCAUUAACUUAUGGUACAUGAUGAAUGGUCUUCAGAAUGUUGUCGGUGGCCUCCUAGCCUUCGGUUUUUCUUUUGUGCCCCGCAGCUCUCCGCUGAAGUCAUGGGAAGCCAUGUUUAUGACAUACGGUCUCUUAACUGUCAUUUGGGCGGUCUUUGUGUAUUUCUGGAUGCCGGACUCUCCCAUGAGGGCGAAGUGCUGGACUGAAGAGGAUAAGCAGUUGAUGGUUGAGCGAGUGCGUCAAAACCAAACCGGUCUGCAGAAUCGAAGCUUCAGAAAGGAGCAGGUCUGGGAUGCCCUGACUGAUCCGCAAUUGUAUGCCUUUGUGCUCAUCCAGCUUCUCACGACAAUUCCCUCCGGAGGAAUCGGCGCUUAUGCAAACAUCAUUUUGAAAUCGUUCGAUUUCAGCACUUGGGAAGCGCAACUGCUAUCCAUGGUCAUUGGCGCAGUAACAACAAUUACCAUGUUGGUGUCAGCCUAUCUCGAUCGCAAAUUCCACCAGACCAUCUGGAUCAUGAUCGGCUCUGUUGUGCCAUCCAUUCUAGGCUGCUCAAUUCUCAUUGGCAUUCCCUUCUCCCCUAGCAAGCGUGUUGGCAUGCUUAUAGCAUACUGGAUCUUCUAUUCGUUCUUCGCCGUCUCUUCACUCUCCUUGGCAUUACUGUCGCGCAAUGUCGCCGGGCAGACCAAGAAGUCCAUUAUCAUCUCCUGCAACUUUGUCUUCUGGGCUGCCGGUAAUGCGGUUGGUCCCCAGGUCUUCCGCGACAAAGAUGCCCCGCGGUACUACCUCGCGUUUUCCAUUCUGAUUGGAUGCUUUGGUCUCGUGGUGAUCAUCCUAUUCGCACUUCGACUGUGGUAUAGUCUUCAAAAUCGCAAGAGAGAUGCAAAGAUUGCAUCUGGAGAAGUUGUUCCCGAUGUCAACUUCACUCAUGCCUUUGAGGAUAUCACCGACCGGCAGAAUCCUCAUUUCCGUUAUGUUUACUGA